Messenger RNA from Rotaria sp. Silwood1, 1485 nucleotides. NCBI's taxonomy places the organism in Eukaryota, Metazoa, Rotifera, Eurotatoria, Philodinida, Philodinidae. The record is from the annotation of a GenBank genome assembly.
AUGGCUUCAAAUGAAAAUAGUGACAUCGCUACAAGCAGUUAUGCUGAAGUGAUUAAAUCAACCAAAGGCAAGAUCAAAAUAAACAUUGACGGGUUUCUGUACGUCAAAGACAAAAACCGUGAUGAUUUGUAUUAUUGGGUUUGUGAACGCAAAUCACAAAAGGAAACAAAAUGUACUGCAAGAGCCACUACAAUUUGUAUUGGAGACCAACAUAAGAUUCACAAGUUUUAUGCUCAGCAACACAAUCAUGCACCACAAGCAAGCAAACCUGAAGUUUUGAAAGCCUGCAUGCAAAUGAAGGAAUUAGGUCAAAUUAGCAACGAUCAACCUGCACGAAUUAUUAAUAAUAUUAUUGCUACAACAUCGCGUGAUAUACAACCAUGUUUACCAGGAAAAGAUGCUGCAAGACAACAAAUUAAAAGAGCAAGACGUGUUUGUGAAGAAGAAGCUGAACCGAAAACUUUGGAUGAUUUUAAAUUACCAGAUGCAUAUUGUACUACACUCAGUGGAAUGCAUUUUGCAAAAGAUAUUACCGAUGGAACUCAAAGAAUUUUGCUUUUCACAACAAGUGAAAAUCUUAAAUGGCUGCAGGAAGCGAAAUUUUGGAUUAUGGAUGGAACAUUUAAAACUGUUCCAACACUUUUUCGUCAGUUAUACAGCAUUCACGCACCUGCAGGCGGAAGUGUUAACUUCCGAAUUGUUCCACUGGUUUACGCACUGAUGACUAUGAAAAGCGAAGAAUUAUAUCAAAGAUUAUUUCAGGAAUUAAAUGAAGCGGCAGAAGAACAUGGGUUGGAAUUAAAACCAGAUUUUGUGUUAACUGAUUUUGAAAAAGGUUCAAUCAAUGCAGUAAAAUCAGAAUUUUCAAGUGCUCAAAGUAAAGGCUGUCAUUUUCACUUAGGGCAAGCUGUAUACAGACAAGUUCAAGAUGCAGGAUUGACGCAAAAAUACGGAACUGACGAAAAAUUUAGUCUUCUUAUCAGACAUAUUCCGGCUUUAGCUUUUUUAAGUCCUUUGGAAAUUCCUGAUGCUUUCGACGAAGUGAAAGCUUUACUACCUUCCGAUGCUGAACCGAUAGUUCAAUGGUUUGAAAAUAACUAUGUACAUGGAAGAAUCAAAAGAACAUUAAGAAAUGGCACAAUUAAAAGACAUAAUCCAUUGUUUCCACCAGAAAUGUGGUCUGUCUUCGAUAACAUGGAAUUUGCAUUUCCAAGAACUCAAAACAAGGUUGAAGCCUGGCAUAGACGCUGGGAAAUAUUAAUUGAUCGAUCUCAUGUGGGUAUUUUCACUAUGAUUAAACAGAUUCAAAAAGAACAGAACGAAGUUGAAAUGGAAAUUGAAAAAUCAAUGCGUGGAGAACCAGCUCCAAAGAAGCGCAAAGAAGAUGAAAACAGAGAAUUCAGAAUUCAAAAUGUCAUUGCUGAUCGCGGUAAUAGAUCAACUAUCGAUUUUCUUCGGGGCAUUGCCCAUAAUCUUUCACUAUAA